Molecule: messenger RNA, 1620 nt
Organism: Trichoderma reesei QM6a
Lineage: Eukaryota; Fungi; Ascomycota; Sordariomycetes; Hypocreales; Hypocreaceae
Exons: 2
Coding region: 73-1620 (515 amino acids)
Biological process (GO): ribosomal large subunit export from nucleus
Cellular component (GO): nucleus; cytoplasm
Molecular function (GO): ribosomal large subunit binding
Source: RefSeq, a predicted model, not a curated record
GCGAGUCCGCCUGGUUAAUCCAUCUCCAUACCAAAAACACACACCAUAUCGCCAUUGGCCUCAUCAAACAAGAUGUCUAUGGACCUGGAUGAUGCCAUUUCCAUUGCGCCAGUGUCGCAGCAGAUGCACACGGCAGCAACAAUUCUCUGCCACAACUGCGGUGCUCCGAUCGAUGGAACAACAGCCACGGGCGCUGCCUGCUAUGACUGCAUCAAGUUGACCAACGACAUCUCCCAGGGAAUCCAGCGAGAGGCUACCAUCCAGCAAUGCAGAGACUGUGAGAGAUGGCUGUUGCCACCCUCAAGUUGGAUCUCUGCCAUGCCCGAAUCCCGCGAACUCCUGGCGCUCUGCCUCAAAAAGCUGAGGGGCCUGAACAAAGUGCGAAUCGUCGAUGCGAGCUUCAUCUGGACGGAGCCUCACUCCCGGAGAGUAAAGGUCAAGUUGACCGUCCAAGACGCCGUCCAGCAGGGUGUCCUGCUGCAGCAGAGCUUCGAGGUCGUAUACGUUGUGGCGCAUCAGCAGUGCCCUGAGUGCGCAAAGAGUUUCACCCCUAACCACUGGAGGGCCUGCGUCCAAGUCCGACAGAAGGUCCUCCACAAGAGGACGUUCCACUUCCUGGAGCAGCUCGUCCUGAAACAUGGUGCGCACAGAGAGACGCUCAACAUCAAGGAAGCCAAGGACGGCAUCGACUUCUUCUUCUCCGUGCGAAACCAGGCAGAGAAGUUUGUCGACUUCCUCAACUCGGUUGUUCCCGUCAAAGUCAAGUCCUCACAAGAACUGAUCUCCAUGGAUACACACACCUCGAAAAAAUCAUACAAAUUCACCUUCUCCGCCGAACUCGUCCCCGUAUGCAGAGAUGACCUGGUUGCGCUGCCGAUAAAGCUUGCGAAACAGAGUGGCAACAUCUCCCCCCUCGUCCUCUGCCACAAGAUUGGCACAGCAGUCUACCUCAUGGACCCGCAGACUCUCCAAACGGCGGAAGUCAGCUCGUCCAUCUACUGGCGCGCCCCCUUCACAGCCCUCGCCGACGCCAUGGAGUUGGUUGAGUUCAUCAUCAUGGACAUUGAGCCCACUCCCACUCGAAAGGGCAAGUGGGUGCUCGCCGAGGCAACCGUUGCCCGUGCUUCUGAUCUAGGUGUCAACGACAAGACAUACUUUACCAGGACACAUCUUGGAAACCUGCUGCAGCCGGGAGACUCAGCAAUGGGCUACAUGCUGAGCGGCACCAACUUCAACAACCCGGAAUUUGAUGCCAUAGAAGAGUCCAACACAUAUUCAUCGACCGUUCCGGAUGUGGUGCUGGUGAAGAAACACUACCCCAACCGCAGGAGGAACCGUCGCCGCAACUGGAAGCUCAAGCGCAUGAACAAGGACGAGGGCGACCUUCUACCAAAGAAGGCAGACCAGGAGCGUAUGGAUAAGGAAUACGAGAUGUUCUUGCGUGACGUUGAGGAAGAUGAGGAACUUCGUGCGGCUUUGGCGCUGUACAAGAACCCCAAGAAGACAAAUGAUGAGGAGAUGAGCAUAGCCGAGACGGAGGACGACGAAGAAGAUGGCGUUCCUGGAGUGAAUAUGGAUGAGCUGCUAGACGACUUUGAUGAGCUCACGAUGGAGGAUUAG